UAUAACUUGUUCUCUAUGAUUUGUAUUCUGAUUUUGUUUAGGUGUUUCAGGUUGAGCUUGCAAGAGACAUAGGUUAUGCUACCUCUAGAUAUGGGCAUGUAAUGUUUCCUGAGAAUGUUCAUGAGCCAGCUUUUGAGUGUGCUGAACUUUUGCUUGAAGGUGUCGGGAAAGGUUGGGCUUCAAGAGUAUACUUUUCAGACAAUGGAUCUACGGCAAUUGAAAUUGCACUUAAAAUGGCGCUACGCAAAUUUUUGUUUGAUCAUGGAUUCAGUUUUGACAAUCCAAAUGGUAACGGUGUUGAUAGAUGUAUCGAUCUAAAGUGAUAAUAUUGUUCUACGUAAAGGUUUUGGCCCUUAGAGGAUCAUAUCAUGGCGAUACAUUGGGAGCUAUGGAAGCGCAGGCACCAUCACCUUAUACUGGAUUCUACCAACAACCAUGGUAUAAGGGAAGAGGUCAUUUUUUAGAUCCACCAAAAGUUUCUAUGUGUCAGGGCGCUUGGAAACUGUGCAUCCCAAAAAGAAUUCAACCUGAAAUAGCAAAUGGAAAGGAUUUGAUUUUCAGCUCUCGUGAUGCAAUUUUUCAUAAAGAGCGGGAUGUGUCAGGUAUUGCUGAUAUGUAUUCGUCAUACCUAUCAGAAGAGUUAUUGGAGAAUCUGGAUCCCAGCGGGUUUAUCUGUAUUGGAGCAUUGAUUAUCGAACCAGUAAUUCAAGGCGCUGGUGGAAUGGAAAUGAUUGAUCCUUUGUUUCAACGAAUACUCACAAAAGAAUGCCACAGGCGAAAGAUUCCUGUCAUAUAUGAUGAGGUUCUUACUGGGUUUUGGCGCCUUGGGACAGAGUCUGCAGCAGAGUUGCUUUCCUGUCAACCAGAUAUUGCAUGCUUUGCAAAAUUAAUGACCGGUGGAGUUGUACCUUUAGCCGUCACACUUGCCUCAGAAGCAGUUUUUGAAGCAUUUCUUGGGGACUCAAAGCUCGAAGGUCUUUUACACGGCCACUCCUACACUGCACAUGCUUUGGGCUGUACAGCAGCUGUCAAGUCUAUUAGAUGGUUUAAAGACUGUAAAACAAAUCCUAAUUUGGCAUGUGGCGGGAGACUGCUCAAGGAGAUGUGGGAUGAAAACAUAGUUAGACAGAUCUCUUUACUCCCAGCAAUUAGUAGGGUGGUUGCCUUAGGAACCCUAUGUGCCAUUGAGCUUCAAGUAGAAAGUUCCAGUGCUGGGUAUGCUUCACGCUGUGCUUCAAACCUUCUUCACAAGCUCCGAGAUGACGGCGUUUACAUGAGGCCCCUGGGCAAUGUAAUUUAUGUGAUGUGCGGGCCCUGCACCUCAUCGAAGGUGUGCUACAACAUAUUGGAAAAGGUUUUCAGAAGACUGGAGGAGUUAAGCCAGGCUAAGACGUACUGAUGAAUCACCAAAUUAUUAAUUAAUUGAAGAAGCGUAAAUGUAAUGCAUUUCAUAGUAGGGAGGGGAGAUUCUUGAUGGCUCCUUUUGAAAAAAAAAAAUCGACACCCCCCCCCCCCCCCCCCAUCUCUUCUGCAGUUCAAUUAUUAUUUAUUGUUUACUCUUUUGUCGAAACUAGAUUCCCGGGAAAACAAAUUAACAAAAAAAUAUACAUUGUUUACGAUAUUUUUGAAAUAAAUGAAAUGCAUGAAUACUGAUGAAUAACAACCUUGUGCGCAUAUAAGUUAAUGUACGAAGAGGAAGAAGCAGAG
Cuscuta europaea is the source of this 1707-nucleotide messenger RNA. Lineage: Eukaryota; Viridiplantae; Streptophyta; Magnoliopsida; Solanales; Convolvulaceae. The record is from the annotation of a GenBank genome assembly.